Heterocephalus glaber (naked mole-rat) is the source of this 3787-nucleotide messenger RNA. It is a transcript of the gene Plekhs1, whose product is annotated as pleckstrin homology domain containing S1. Lineage: Eukaryota; Metazoa; Chordata; Mammalia; Rodentia; Bathyergidae. The record is from RefSeq and is a predicted model, not a curated record.
CUGAGCCUCCUGAGCUCACUUUGAGCUGGCCCACUCUGAGUGAGCUAAGUAGAAGCUCUGAUUGAAAUCUGAACCACCAGGAAGUUCUCAAGCUAGUAUCCCUGUGAAGAUUUUACUGUUGUCCUUUGUAAACUAGGAAAAGCUUUACAAAUAAUUAUCUUAUCAGAAAAGAAAUGAUUUUGGAAUUGUUGGCAAAGAACAAGAAUGGCCCUCAAACAGCUUACAUGGAUGAACACGGGGUGAUGGGCUGAAAACCACUUAUUCCUAAUUCUUCUUUAAGCAGUGAAAUCUUGAAACUGAAAAAAAAAACUCACGAAUUUGAUACAAAAUCUCAGGGGGGAAUUUUUAAUUUUGACCAGGCUUUUGAGGGGAUAGGCAAGUUUUUAAGUAGGUUGUAUUCCUCUUCCUUGGGCAGAAUGGCUCUUCCUGGGAACGAAGCCCUUUGGCCUCAUUAGCUUGGCGCUUUCCUAAGCAUUGCACUGGGCAGAGUGCAUCCACCAUAUCAGAUGAAGGCCAAGGGCAACAGGUCCUCAGCAUAGACCUUAAGAUGCCCCAGAAAAGUUGCAGUUUCCUCAAAUUGCACUAUUGUUGUUAUACAGGAUGUCUAAAGAGAGAAUUAACAUGACAGUUGAAUCACCAAGGGUUCUCUGAAUCAUCAAAGGCCUUCUUUCUUCUGUCUUCUACCCAUUUUACCAAGACUUCUCUGCCACUUCUCUUUUCAGGACCUUCUAUGUUGACAGUGUUACUCAUUCAAGGCAAAGUUGGCCACUGACACAGUCCUGGUUUCUCGGAUGUCACCUGUCUGCCACACUUGCCUGAGUCCCCUUGCAUCCCUUGCUCCCUCACGGUCACGGAGUCACCAGGAGCCAUUCAGGGGAGGACUUCUCUAUCAGCCUCAGCCCCAGAGACUUCCCUAUCAAUCAGCCACCCGAGAACAGCCACACAAGGGCUGAGGCAGUGGAGAACAGGGGGCCCUGGUUCUUUUGUACGACUUUCCCUGUGGCCCUGGGGUGAAGAAAGGCUUAUCUUGAGCUUCCUCUCAGCUGUAUGUAUUUUUCCCCAGCCUCCUGUUCUUAUCUCCCUUCCUUGGUGUUGGCAGAUCCCAGGGCUCUCAGGUCAGAGCUGCCGAAGAAGCAGGGACAAAAUCCAGGGAAGAGAGUUCCUUCAAUAGUCCGUAGCGCGUUCACAGACCACAUGCUUGGCAAACAAUUUACAUCUUAUUAUGAAAAUGAAGUCUAUAAACAAGAUUACUUUAUUAAGUCACCACCUCCUCAGCUUUUCUUCUCCACAGCCUCUUGGAAAAGGCGGUUUUUUAUCCUGUCAAAGAGUGGGGAAAAGAGACUUAGUCUUUCCUAUUACAAAGACCAUCAUCACCGAGGUUCCAUUGAAAUUGAUCGAAAUUCCAGUGUAGAAGUUGGUAUAAAGAGCCCAGAAAAGAUGCAAUCUGUGCAGAAGAUGUUUAAAUGCCAACCUGAUCAGGUGAUGUCUAUCAGUACCACUAACAGGGAUUAUUUCCUCAUUGCUGAAGACAGGAAGAAGAUUAAAGAUUGGGUCUCCUUCUUGUCAUCGUUUCGGCGGAGUAUAAUAGCAGCUCAUCAGAAUACCGAGGAGAGAUGCUCUUUGGCUGAUAAAAGGCCCAUUUCUCACCCCAGCUUUUUCCCUGCUCCUUCAAGCGCCUUGGACAUUGUUGCCUCCACCUCCCCAAGGACCAGUCUUCCCGACAUGCACUUAAUGGAAAAAAGCCCUCCAGGAUACGGGGAAGCUCAUCUUCCACAUGUUUUCUUGCCAGAGACCACUGAAGAUACAGAAGAAGAGAGCAAUUAUCUUACUCCUCGCAGUGUUCUUUUAGAGGUGGAUAAUAUUAUUGAUUCCAAUGAUUUUGGUGAAUGCGUUGAACCUGGUUGUCCAAAUGGGGUCUCCAAGGAAAGUGAGCACCAUUAUAUGUCAAUGAAAUCCUUAUUUUUCAAAGAGACAACUGAUGCAUCUGCUGAUUGUCAGACCUUUCCAGAGAGCCAGGAUGGGGGGCCUCACCGGCAAGAUCAAGACUCAGGAAGUGAUUCAUGCCUUUCACCUGCCAACACAGAAGCACAAACUGCAAAUGAUAAACUGGGGUCAGCCCCACUAACUGUUGUGAAAUUGUCUGUUCUACUCAACCACGUGGAGACCUUAAAUGUGUGCCUUUCUGCUCCUGAUAUCAUAAACCAUCUUGCUCUCAUAGAAGCUGCAGGACGGAUAUGUGUGGCUCAAUGGGAAGGCCCCUCACCCCUGGGAUGCUUAUUUUGCCAUGGAGAUCAUGUCUUGGCUGUGAAUGGCAUGAAGCCCCAGAACCUGGAAGAGGUGUCCCUGUUUCUCACCCGGUCUAUACAGAAGGAGGAAAUAAAACUCACCAUAGGCCGCAUUCAAAAUUCAGAGAAAUUCCAUGUUAUACCCUGUACAUGCUCCUUAAAAAACCAAGGGGCUGCACCUGGUCAACAGGACAAGUCUGAACCAGAGAGGACACUAAAGAGGAGUGCAGCAAUGAAGAAGGGCCCGCAGCAGGGAGGCGGACAGAAGCCUGCUGUGGACCCACUGCAACAGGGGGUGGAGCCUCGGUGCACCCUGGGCUCUGCUACUCACAGCCUGUGACAGAAGAAGAGCUCACAUGCCUCUCUGAAUCACUGUAUCUGCAUCUUAACAAUGGGGCUAACUAUCCCCUCUCUAGCCAUGGCAUCAAAGAUGCUAAGAAGGUCAGGUGGUACAAUAGCUAGGGACCACAGUGAAGAUGGAAGGCCUGAUUAUCUGAGACUUUGUCUCAAACAGCACAGAGAUAGAUUGGGCAAGUCCUUCAUCUAAUUAAUACACACUGUGUAUUCUGUGAGGUCAUGGUCCACAUAAUCACUUCUUUGUUGAGAAACAGUUGGAAACACUUAUUGCAGGAAGGCAAGAUUCCCCAGAGAGAUGAGAGGCCCUCUGGGCUGGCCCAAACACCUCCUGGGAGUAUUCACCCUCCAGAAUCUAGAAUGCAAGGUCAGCAUGGCUUCUUGGAUUCAAUACAUCUCUUUUCUUAAAGACCCAGUAGCUAUUUUAGAAGUUGAAGCAGUUGUAGUUUUCAGAUCCAAGGUUGAUUUCCUUGCUUCACUAAUAAUGAGAACUACUUCUCAGUUCUAAGUUUGAAUAUUCUUAAUUUAUUGAUGCAUGAAUAAAUUGCUCCUGGAAGGCCACAAGGACCAAAUGCUUUUUAAUAAAUAGGAAACCAAAGACAGAGCACUAAAGCGCUAAUCCAACUGGGGAAAAUAGAGCAAAAGGGGCCUUGGAAAAUAUGUCUUGCUUGGUUGUUAUUUCAUAUGGAAGAAAUCAAGGCCUAGAAUGGUGAAUGAUGUACCCUCUUCGUGGCUCCAAGUUUCAUAGCUGUUUAGUAGCAGAGCCAAGAAUCUAAAACCAGCUCUGGAAAGCAAAUGUCCCAACCUUCAACUUGUAUUUGAAUUUAGAUUAGAAAAGCUCUUUAGCACUCACAAGAGAUGUUCAAACACGUUUCAUCUUCUGUUGUCCAGGAAGGAUAAAGUUUUCUCAUUUACAUGCUAUGUUUGACCUACUAUCUUCUGCUUCUAGAAAAAUGUAUAAAUAUACAAUGAUAUCUGUAAAAUCAAAAAUGUUUACUGCUACACCUUAGCAUUGUUUGCGGUAAUGAAAAAGUCAUUUGGGGAUUAAUUAUUAUUUCAUAGAAUUUAACAGGGCAGAUGUUUAAAAGUUUGGCAUAUAUGGUUAUGGGUAAUGUGCAUAAUAUAUUAAAAAUGAUUUAAAAACGAAA